AUGGAAUCAAAGCGGGAGGGGGUUCGUCCCGUCGAGUCCAUGAUAUCUGAUAUCUCUAAGUUGUUUCAAGAAUAUAUCUCAGUUUUGCUAGUACCACGUGACGGAUGGCAGAUAUUCGCUAAAGGGCUCAUUCCACUUUCGAAUAUUCCUCAAAGCUCAGCCUACGGCUUUGCAGUGGUCGUGUUGCCCCAGGCAGUCGGCAAUUCCCGUCUCGACUUCAGGAACCCGCAGCGCCUACAGGGGAUACAGGGGACCAUGUUUCUGCUUCACCAACAAAUUGGACGCAACCAAAGAGAACAUGAAGAGGAGAAGAAGAAGGGUUACGGAUCGGAUAGUCAGCAUCAAAAGCUGCAGACCAUGGAGCCGAAACCAAUUCUGGGAACAGCGCCGACUCUUGUAACAAAGAUACCUCCAUCAGUAAACUUGACGGGGAUCUAUUCCGCGACAGGAUUUGAUCUAUUGGGGAUACUCUCCCGCGUGGUUCAUCGACCCAACCCUGUGAUCGCACUUGGACCUGUUGAUCUAUCGUGUGCUUUUCUUGUGACGGAUCCACGGAGACCGGAUAAUCCCAUUGUGUAUGCUAGCGAGACAUUUUCAAAGUUAACAGGAUAUAGCAACGCUGAGGUGCUAAACCGUAACUGCCGCUUUCUUCAAGCGCCAGAUGGUCAGCAGGAACCGGGCCAAGCUCGCCGUUACACGGACAAUGCAGUUGUCUCGCAGCUGAAGCAGGCUAUCGAUCGCAAUGAGGAAUGUCAGUUUACGUUAAUUAAUUAUAAAAAAGGUGGAGAGCCUUUCAUAAACUUGGUUACGGUCGUUCCUGUGGAGUAUGGUCGACCCGGGGAGGUCAGCUUUUUUGUUGGAUUUCAAGUAGACUUGAUCGAUCAGCCGCAAGCCAUUCUAGAUCGGAUGAAAGAUGGAACAUAUACCAUCAAUUAUCAGAUUGCUGAGCAAUUGGACGCCCGACAGCCAGCUGCCAUGUCCGACGUGGCGGCAUUCCAGCAGGAGACGUUCCAUCUGUUGUCGCCAGUGCAAGCUCCUAAAUCACCAGAUUACACUCCCUUACCUGAUGCGAUCGAGAAUCUGGUUGAAGAUUUUGAUGAUUUUGUGCACAUCCUGUCUCUCCGUGGGCUUUUUCUUUACGCUGCACCUCGCUCUACAAAGAGGUUACUGGAAUACACUGCCGAAGAGCUAAUGGGUCAUAGUUUGCACGAGUUUGUGCAUCCGGCGGACUUUGUUUCGGUGAUGCGCGAGUUACGAACAAGUGCGUCCACUGAUACAAUAAAUAUCAUCUGUCGCUUUAGACGAAAGCAUUCAGGUUACAUGUAUUUGGAGAUCAAUGGACAUAUAUAUGACGAAGAUAACAACAAACGAACAAAAUGUUUCAUCAUGUCGGGUCGUGAGAAACAGGUCACGACUCUUCGAGUGAAAAACAUUUUAUUGCCCGGUCCGGACACGUCCGAAACAUGGGCAAAGCUAUCGUUAGAGGGAUUGAUACUCUACGUAUGUCCGAAUGCCGUACCCAUUUUUGGACUUUAUCCCGAAGAGCUUGUCGCAAAGUCACUUGUAGAGUUUUUGCAUGACAGCGAUCAUCAGGCUUGCCGCGACGCUCUUCAAACCAUUGUCAAUGGUCAAUCUGUUCAAAACCUGCGAUGCCGGAUAGCCGUCAAGAGAGGAUUUUCGUCUGCUGUCCUUCGAUUCUACGCAGAUGGGUGUACCCCGCGAAGCACCAUAUUCUGUCAAAUUAAAGCAGUGGAAGUCGGACGAACCGAUCCGCUGGAUUUGAAGACGCUAGUCGAAUACGAACCCUUGUACGAGGACGGUAAUUUGUUUGAUGUCAUGAAUGAAGUCAGGGCCACUUCAUUACAUUACGAACUCAAUCAGUUACGUCUGCAUAAUAAGCGACUAAGGGAGGAACUUGACAGUAUCAUUGCCCCAAUUAAAAAGAAAACAAAACCACGAGUUGAGGCGCUCACGCAGUGCGCGCAGUGCCAUACCAGUUACAGUCCGGAAUGGAGAAAAGGCCCCGACAAUCAAAGAAAUUUGUGUAAUGCCUGUGGCCUCCGAUACGCCAAGGCGAUGCGAAAUCGAGCAUCCAUAGGAUAA
This is a messenger RNA of Spizellomyces punctatus DAOM BR117, 2103 nucleotides long. RefSeq lists its product as uncharacterized. The record is from RefSeq and is a predicted model, not a curated record. Gene Ontology annotation, biological process: regulation of DNA-templated transcription. Gene Ontology annotation, molecular function: sequence-specific DNA binding; zinc ion binding; protein binding. Bases 1 to 2103 code for a protein of 700 amino acids. Gene Ontology annotation, cellular component: nucleus. The transcript is spliced from 16 exons. NCBI's taxonomy places the organism in Eukaryota, Fungi, Chytridiomycota, Chytridiomycetes, Spizellomycetales, Spizellomycetaceae.